UUUCUGCCCUUGAGCACACAGGGCAAAUCUGAUCCAGUAAAGUAGACAGCGCGCGCACCACAAGUCCACAUUCUCACUUUCGGACACUUCACUAGUACUCACGCACCCUCCUCCGGUAAUUCAGCAUCCCCUGCAGAAGUAGGGCACCAUCCUCCCCUGACAAACCGACGGAGCGUGCAUUAAAAAACUCUCCGGCAGAGAGAGAUAAAGAUAAAAAACAAACACGGAAGAACCGCAUCCUCACUGCGGGAGGCGAUGCCGUUUCCACACGGACGCAAGUCGAGCGCUCGGACCAUGGACAGCAGCUGCUGAGUGAAGGAUGCGACCAGGCAGAUAUUUCUGAGCUUGGAAAAGGAGAAACCCACUUCAUGUGACCUUCGGGACAUAAAUAUGCUCUGCGGAGACGCAGUCCAGGAGCUGCUAUGGAUGUAGGUCCAAGUAAAAGCAUCAGCACCUUUGACCCAACAUAUCAGGACAGUGUCCAAACACACAGAAGUAAGACCGAAGUCAAUACACAAAAAAAUAAACUUGCUUUACAAAAACUCCCCUCAAACUUAUAACAACAAAACAUUUAUGCACAUUUUUCGAUAUAUCUGACUUUUUCCUUUUGGAGUAAACGAAAGCAUGGUCGUGGCGAAGUUAUGGGAUGUUUUAACCUGACCACAGGCGCUGCUGUUCCAUGUUAACACGUCACACCUCUGAACCCACGGUGGUCCCUUUCCCGUUUCUCCAGACUCUCGUAAAUCCCCUCUCGGUCGCGCGCCUGCCAUGCGUGCACACGCGGGACUCCUCUACCUGCUGGUGCACGUGCUGGCGAGAGCAAGAGGCCAGUACGACCUGUGCAAGUCUCUCGUGAGCACGGACGAAGGCUCCGUGUGGGAGCAUUAUGCGUGCCAACCCAAAGCCCAGGCCAUGAAGGAGUACAUGCGCAUCCGUGUCGAGCCGCCGGGCAUCACCUGUGGGAACCCGCCGGAGAGAUUCUGCACCCUGGAGAAUCCAUAUCUCUGCAGUGAUGAAUGUGACGCGUCUAACCCUGACCUGGCUCACCCGCCGCAGCUGAUGCAGGACCGCGAGCGCAGCGGCCUCAUCACCUACUGGCAGACGGUCACGUGGCGGCGGUAUCCCGAGCCUCUUCAGGCCAACAUCAGCCUGUCCUGGAACAAAACCCUCGAACUCACCGACGACAUUCAGAUCACCUUCGAAUACGGCCGGCCCACCAUCAUGGUGCUGGAGAAGUCGCUGAAUUUCGGCCGCACGUGGCAGCCCUACCAGUACUACGCCGACGACUGCGUGGACUCGUUCAACAUGCUGGCGAGAAGAGCGCGCGACCUGACCGUGGCCAACAUCACGCGCGUCAUCUGCACGGAGCAGUACUCGCGCUGGGUCGGGUCCAAGAACGAGAAGGUGGUGCGGUUCGAGGUGCGUUCCCGCUUCGCCAUUUUUGCCGGCCCGAGGCUGCUGAACAUGGAAGGCCUGUACACGCGGAUGGAGAGCAUGAAGGGUUUACGGGAUUUCUUCACGUUCACCAAUCUCAGGCUCCGUCUCCUCAAGCCCGCUCUCGGAGGAACGUACGUCCAGAGAGACAACCUGAUGAAAUACUUCUACGCCAUUUCUAACGUGGAGGUGCUGGCCAGGUGUAGAUGUAAUCUCCACGCAUCUCUGUGUUUGUAUGUGGACGGCAACUUACAGUGUCAAUGUGAACACAACACGACCGGACAGGACUGUCAGCGCUGCAAAAAAGGAUUCAAAGCCAAGACCUGGAAAUCAGGAUCCUAUUUACCAACACCCAACGGAUCCCCCAACACAUGUUCUCAGGCAUUGGCUGGUUCUUCUUCUGGUUCCAAUGCCCCUCCUGUACACCACGUCCCACCAGUUGAAAUAGAGCCUAAGGCACUUUAUACCACCAUGGAAGCCCCGCCCCAUACCACACCCCCUUCUUACAUUCUCAGUGAGGACACACCCCUGGAGGAGGGGCCUGUUCAUGCACAUAUAGAAAACAAAGACCCUCACAGACAUAAUCAUCAACCCAAGCAUCCAGGACAACACAUGAUUCCUGUUGAAAAAGAGAGGACACACCACAGAGAAAUUAAGAAACAGUUCAUCGAAGGUAUUGUUAGGCCAUUAAGAGUUUGUAAGAUAUCUAGUAUUGUGGUAGAUGUGGUUUUGCUGUUUAUAAAACACAACAUGGGGUAUGCGUGUGUGUUUGUGUGUACAUACCAACUUUGUGAUUAUCUGAAUGAUUGCACCCAAGCAUUACCUACACCACACCCAGUGGAGGAUACUGGGAAGGGUGAGGAGAUUUCUGGGAGGAAAGAGAAGAUUCCUGGGAAGCAUGAAGUAACUGAAGAAGAGUUUGUUGGGCCAAACUCAAUUCCAGAGCCUGUCAAACCAAUAUCGGGAUUUCAUAAGCCAAUGAAUAAAUAUCAUGUUCAUAAGUCAAUACCAGAAUCUCAUGAACCAAUACAAAAAUCACAUGAAUCAAUAAAAAUAAAUCAUGAACCAAAACAGAAAUCUCCAAUAGUAAAACUUCAUGAGCCAAUUCAUAAACAUCAUGAGCCAAUACCAGAAUCUCAUGAGCCAAUGCAUAAACCAUUUGAGACAAUCGUGAAUCCUCAUGAGCCAAUAGUGAAACCUCAUGAGUCAAUGCAUAACCCUCAUGAGCUAAUAGUAAUUCCUCAUGAGCCAAUGCAUAAACCACUUGAGACAAUGGUGAAUUCCCAUGAGCCAAUGCAUAAACAUCAUGAGCCAAUAGUGAAACUUCAUGAGCCAGGGCAUAACACUCAUGAGCCAAUAGUGAAUCUUCAUGAACCAAUAGUUAAACCUCAUGAGCCAACGCAUAAACCUCAUGAACCAUUAGUGAAUCCUCAUGAGCCAAUAGUGAAUUCUCAUGGGCCAGUAGUACAUCAUCAUGAGUCAAUGCAUAAACCUCAUGAUCCAAUAGUGAAUACUCACAAGCCGAUAGCGAAUCCUCAUGAGCCAAUGCUUAAACCUCAUGAGCCAAUAGUGAAUUCACAUGAGGCAAUGCAUAAACCUCGUGAUCCAAUAGUCAAUCCUCAUGGGCCAAUAGUAAAUACUCACACGCCAAUAGUGAGUCCUCAUGAGGCAAUGCAUAAACCUCGUGAGCCAGAGAAACCUCUUGAGCCAAUAGUGAAAACUCAUGAGCCAAUGCAUAAAACUCAUGGAUCAAUAGUGAAACCCCAUGAGCCAACAGUACAUCACCAUGAGGCAAUGCAUAAACCUUAUGAGCCAAUAGUACAUAAUCAUGGGGCAAUGCAUAAACCUCAUGAUCCAGUAGUGAAAUCUCAUGAGGCAAUGCAUAAACCUCAUGAACCAAUAGUACAUCCUCAUGAGGCAAUGCAUAAACCUCAUGAACCAAUAGUACAUCAUCAAGAGGAAAUGCAUAAACCUCAUGAACCAGUAGUACAUCCUCAUGAGCCAAUGCAUAAACCUCAUGAUCCAGUAGUGAAACCUCAUGAGCCAAUAGUACAUCAUCAUGAGCCAAUGCAUAAACCUCAUGAGUCAAUAGUACAUCCUCAUGAGGCAAUGCAUAAACCUCAUGAGCCAAUACUGUUUAUAAAACACAACAUGGGGUAUGCGUGUGUGUUUGUGUGUACAUACCAACUUUGUGAUUAUCUGAAUGAUUGCACCCAAGCAUUACCUACACCACACCCAGUGGAGGAUACUGGGAAGGGUGAGGAGAUUUCUGGGAGGAAAGAGAAGAUUCCUGGGAAGCAUGAAGUAACUGAAGAAGAGUUUGUUGGGCCAAACUCAAUUCCAGAGCCUGUCAAACCAAUAUCGGGAUUUCAUAAGCCAAUGAAUAAAUAUCAUGUUCAUAAGUCAAUACCAGAAUCUCAUGAACCAAUACAAAAAUCACAUGAAUCAAUAAAAAUAAAUCAUGAACCAAAACAGAAAUCUCCAAUAGUAAAACUUCAUGAGCCAAUUCAUAAACAUCAUGAGCCAAUACCAGAAUCUCAUGAGCCAAUGCAUAAACCAUUUGAGACAAUCGUGAAUCCUCAUGAGCCAAUAGUGAAACCUCAUGAGUCAAUGCAUAACCCUCAUGAGCUAAUAGUAAUUCCUCAUGAGCCAAUGCAUAAACCACUUGAGACAAUGGUGAAUUCCCAUGAGCCAAUGCAUAAACAUCAUGAGCCAAUAGUGAAACUUCAUGAGCCAGGGCAUAACACUCAUGAGCCAAUAGUGAAUCUUCAUGAACCAAUAGUUAAACCUCAUGAGCCAACGCAUAAACCUCAUGAACCAUUAGUGAAUCCUCAUGAGCCAAUAGUGAAUUCUCAUGGGCCAGUAGUACAUCAUCAUGAGUCAAUGCAUAAACCUCAUGAUCCAAUAGUGAAUACUCACAAGCCGAUAGCGAAUCCUCAUGAGCCAAUGCUUAAACCUCAUGAGCCAAUAGUGAAUUCACAUGAGGCAAUGCAUAAACCUCGUGAUCCAAUAGUCAAUCCUCAUGGGCCAAUAGUAAAUACUCACACGCCAAUAGUGAGUCCUCAUGAGGCAAUGCAUAAACCUCGUGAGCCAGAGAAACCUCUUGAGCCAAUAGUGAAAACUCAUGAGCCAAUGCAUAAAACUCAUGGAUCAAUAGUGAAACCCCAUGAGCCAACAGUACAUCACCAUGAGGCAAUGCAUAAACCUUAUGAGCCAAUAGUACAUAAUCAUGGGGCAAUGCAUAAACCUCAUGAUCCAGUAGUGAAAUCUCAUGAGGCAAUGCAUAAACCUCAUGAACCAAUAGUACAUCCUCAUGAGGCAAUGCAUAAACCUCAUGAACCAAUAGUACAUCAUCAAGAGGAAAUGCAUAAACCUCAUGAACCAGUAGUACAUCCUCAUGAGCCAAUGCAUAAACCUCAUGAUCCAGUAGUGAAACCUCAUGAGCCAAUAGUACAUCAUCAUGAGCCAAUGCAUAAACCUCAUGAGUCAAUAGUACAUCCUCAUGAGGCAAUGCAUAAACCUCAUGAGCCAAUAGUGCAUCAUCAAGAGGCAAUGCAUAAACCUCAAGAGCCAAUAGUACAUCAUCAUGAGGCAGUGCAUAAACCUCAUGAACCAAUAGUACAUCAUCAUGAGGCAAUGCAUAAACCUCACAAACCAAUAGUACAUCCUCAUGAACCAAUGCAUAAACCUCAUGAUCCAGUAGUGAAACCUCAUGAGCCAAUAGUACAUCCUCAUGAGGCAAUGCAUAAACCUCAUAAGCCAAUAGUACAUCAUCAUGAGGCAGUGCAUAAACCUCAUGAAUCAAUAGAACAUCAUCAAGAGGCAAUGCAUAAACCUCAUGAACCAAUAGAACAUCCUCAUGAGCCAAUGCAUAAACCUCAUGAUCCAGUAGUGAAUCCUCAUGAGCCAAUAGUACAUCAUCAUGAGCCAAUGCAUAAACCUCAUGAGCCAAUAGUACAUCCUCAUGAGGCAAUGCAUAAUCCUCAUGAACCAAUAGUACAUAAUCAAGAGGCAAUGCAUAAACCUCAUGAGCCAAUAGUACAUCAUCAUGAGACAAUGCAUAAACCCCAUGAGCCAAUGCAUAAACCCCAUGAGCUAAUAGUACAUCAUCAUGAGGCAAUGCAUAAUCAUCAUGAGCCAAUAGUACAUCAUCAUGAGCCAAUGCAUAAACCUCAUGAGCCAGUAGUGAAACCUCAUGAGCCAAUAGUACAUCAUCAUGAGACAAUGCAUAAACCCCAUGAGCCAAUGCAUAAACCUCAAGAGCCAAUAGUACAUCAUCAUGAGGCAGUGCAUAAACCUCAUGAACCAAUAGAACAUCAUCAAGAGGCAAUGCAUAAACCUCAUGAACCAAUAGAACAUCAUCAAGAGGCAAUGCAUAAACCUCAUGAACCAAUAGUACAUCCUCAUGAGCCAAUGCAUAAACCUCAUGAUCCAGUAGUGAAACCUCAUGAGCCAAUAGUACAUCAUCAUGAGCCAAUGCAUAAACCUCAUGAGCCAACCAUACAUCAUCAUGAGGCAAUGCAUAAACCCCAUGAGCCAAUAGUACAUCAUCAUGAGCCAAUGCAUAAACCUCAUGAGCCAAUAGUACAUCCUCAUGAGCCAGAACUAGAGAAAUCAAAGGAGUCAGAAGAAGGAAAGACAAAAGAAGAGGAGGAGGAAGGGUCUCAUAAACGCACAGCUGUUGAAGAUCCACACAAGCACUCAAAUGAGCACAGUAAAGGAGAGGAUGAAGUAAAACCCAUCCAUAAGUGGGAGAGAGAAGAUGAAGAGAAUAAAAAAGCUCUUCUGAAGUUCUUACUAUCUGGAGGGCAACAGACUGUACAGCUAAAAGGCAUCAUAUAUGACGACUUCAAAGGUGAGAAAGAAACGAAAAUGAGCGGAGAAAAGGAAGAAAGAGAAUUCAAAGUACAAUGUCACAAUAUUUACAAGAAUGAGGGAGCGUUCUCGAUAGAAUACAUUACAGCGUUUAUGACUGGAAGGGAACAGUUCAACCCUUUUCCCCUAACUAAUUCUCUCUCUUACUUUUCAGAGUGUAACUGUAAUACGAUGGGCUCAUUGCACGACCGCUGUAAUGGAACUGGCUUCUGUCAGUGUAAAGAAGGCACUAACGGAGUCAAAUGUGAUGAAUGUCUCCCCGGUUACUACUGGAAACAGGGUUGUUUUCCAAACGUGUGUGACGAUGAGUUACUCUUGUGUCAGAACGGGGGGACGUGCGUUCAGAAUCAACGCUGUAGCUGUACGCCGGACUUUAAGGGUGUUUUGUGCCAACAGUCGCGCUGCGACGGAGGCAAAAAGUGCAACGGUGCCAGUGCACUCACGCUGAGCCUGGCACUUCUGCUCUGCCCGCUCCUCGCCACCCUGCUGGGCUCCGCCGCCUCCUGAGAGACCCCUGCUUCCCCACCAGCGGGCACCGAGAGGGCCAGAUGCUCAGCUUCGCCCUCUACAGGGUGCAGAACGCCCUGCAGGACAACAAGAACGAGAAACAAAGACUCUCGUAGAGCUGGAAAUCAACAGAACUCAAAAUGUGCGCCUCACAUAUACGCUGAGGACGAAUAAUACCAAAAACACACACACUACACACACACACAAUCAACAAGAAGUGAGCUUCUUGUGCAAUAGCUGCAAAAUGUAAUACAAACCGCACUUCCUUCACUCUGAUUGGUCAGCGUAGGGGUCGUGUCCUCACAGUGAUCGGCGACUGUACGAUGUUUUCUGGAAAGGUCCAGCUUCAUGGUGUUUUUUACACUCCCUUGCUGCAGUUUUUAACAUUCAGAUGUAUGUAACGAGCGCUCACUGCUAUUCGCUAAAAAGCAAAGAGUAUGAUAUUAUUGUGUUAUAUCAUGACUAUUAAGAUUUUAGGCACUGUACCGCUGGUUGUUAUAGGAAUGUUUGUCGCCACAGUUAGAGAUCAUUGAUAUUUAUGAAGUAUUCAGGACACGAACACGCUAUUCAACUCACAAGAGAAGAUAUCUAAUCAAAUGGAAUUAUUAUAAAUCCACAUUAUUUGACUAUUUUUGGUAGAGAAUAUUUUUGUUUUGGAUCUACAUAAGAGGCAGAAGUUUUAUUACUCUGUAAACUUUACAGCACAUGUAUGAGAAUCUAUAAGGUAUGGUUUACAUUGUCAGGUAUUACCGAGGAUGAAUUUACACACUUAAUGUACCAAGCAGAAUUUAUUAGAUGGCAAACUCUACUGAAAUGUAUGGGGUGGGGUUUAUUACACUUUAGGGUUAACAGAUUUACAAAACUAAAAAAAAACUGAAUGAAAUGUUAUGACACUGUAAAUCUUACAGUAAAUGUGACUGUUACUUAGCCACGUUUGAGUUGUUUCUGUGUGGAUCAUUUCUUCUUCAUCACAUUUCAUAACCAUAACUUUUUUCCUGACAAUAACUUUAAAAACACAUAAAUUAAGCAUAGUCAAUUUAUAUGAAUUCUAAAACUCAGUCCUUUUGAACU
Sinocyclocheilus grahami is the source of this 7887-nucleotide messenger RNA. RefSeq lists its product as uncharacterized. Lineage: Eukaryota; Metazoa; Chordata; Actinopteri; Cypriniformes; Cyprinidae. The record is from RefSeq and is a predicted model, not a curated record. The transcript is spliced from 14 exons. The coding region runs from base 769 to 6816 and encodes 2015 amino acids. Gene Ontology annotation, biological process: axonogenesis; tissue development; animal organ morphogenesis.